This is a messenger RNA of Chenopodium quinoa (quinoa), 1583 nucleotides long. Its product is annotated as high affinity nitrate transporter 2.5-like. Lineage: Eukaryota; Viridiplantae; Streptophyta; Magnoliopsida; Caryophyllales; Amaranthaceae. Gene Ontology annotation, biological process: transmembrane transport. The transcript is spliced from 2 exons. The coding region runs from base 1 to 1542 and encodes 513 amino acids. Gene Ontology annotation, molecular function: nitrate transmembrane transporter activity. The record is from RefSeq and is a predicted model, not a curated record.
AUGAUAACUAAUAAUAAUGUUGGAGAGAAUAAUGACAAUAUUAAUGAAACAUCAAAGAAAUAUAGUUUUCCAGUAGAUACAGAAAAUAAAGCAAUGAUAUUUCCAUUAUUUUCUGUAGAAAAGCCUCAUAUGAGAGCAUUUCAUUUGAGUUGGUUUCAAUAUUUCACUUGUUUUGUAUGCACUUUCGCAGCUCCGCCCCUGCUACCAAUCAUCCGUGAUAAUCUCAACCUUACAGCCAGUGACAUUGGCAAUGCCGGUGUUGGUUCCGUUGCCGGGGCCAUUUUCGCCCGUCUUUCCUUAGGGGCUGCUUGUGACUUGGCCGGCCCUCGCCUCGCGUCUGCUACCGUCUGUUUUCUUACUGUCCCUGCUGUUUUUCUCUCUUCCAUGGCUAGUUCACCCGCCGCUUUUUUUGUGAUGCGGUUUUUUACCGGAUUUUCUUUAGCCACUUUUGUUUCUACACAGUAUUGGAUGAGUUGUAUGUUUUCUCCUAAAGUUGUUGGCAUAGCUAACGGCCAGUCGGGUGGGUGGGGAAACCUCGGCGGAGGGGUGGCUAACCUCCUCAUGCCACUUCUCUAUAGUUUUAUUUUGAAUAAUACCAAGGCUGACACGCCUUUUACAGCCUGGAGGGUUUCAUUUUUCUUGCCCGCUUUUUUGCAAAUGUUUUCGGCAUUUGCAGUCAUGCUAUUAGGCCAAGACCUUCCGGAUGGUAACUUUCUUAAGCUCCAGAAAUCCGGUGAAAUGCACAAGGACAACGCGAGGAAGAUUGUAUAUCACGCGGUAACCAACUAUAGGGGUUGGAUCACUGCUAUAGGAUACGGAUUCUGUUUCGGAGUUGAGCUAGCCGUAACAAACAUCAUUGUUUCCUACUUCUAUGACCGAUUCAAUCUAAACCUUAACCUUGCAGGCAUUGUUGGUGCACUUUUUGGGAUGGUUAAUAUCUUCUCUAGGUCAUGUGGUGGAUUGUUCUCCGACUUCAUGGCGAAAAAGUAUGGAAUGAGGGGUAGAUUGUGGGGGUGGUGGACUGUCCAGACACUUAGUGGUGUAAUGUGUAUUGUUAUGGGACGCCUUGACACUUUAGGCGCUACCAUCGCAGUCAUGUUGAUCUUUUGUUUUCUUGUUCAAGCUUCAGAGGGACUCACAUUUGGGGUUGUUCCCUUCGUCUCUAGAAGAUCAUUGGGCUUGGUUUCGGGCAUAUCAGGAGCAGGUGGAAACGUAGGUGCAGUGAUAUGUCAAGUAAUAUUCUUUAGAGGUUCACAAUUCAAACUAGAAGAUGGAAUAACAUACAUGGGUAUUAUAAUCAUUGUUACUACCCUUAGCUUAUCUUCGAUAUAUUUCCCACAAUGGGGAGGUAUGUUGGCCGGUCCGAAACCAGGUGUUACAGAAGAAGACUACUACAUGAGGGAAUGGGAUGCAGAUGAGCAGGAACAAGGACUUCAUAAAGUAAGCAUGAAAUUCGCAGAAGGUUGUAGGAAUGAAAGAAGCCGUAAAGUUAAGUCUGUUCCAGUAGAAGAGAGCACCCGACCUACGACUGAUGUUGUCUAACUAUAUAUGCCUGCCUUCCGUUUUCAUCAAAUAAUUAUAUC